This is a messenger RNA of Calidris pugnax (ruff), 8263 nucleotides long. It is a transcript of the gene GDA, whose product is annotated as guanine deaminase. Gene Ontology annotation, biological process: guanine catabolic process. Gene Ontology annotation, molecular function: guanine deaminase activity; zinc ion binding. The record is from RefSeq and is a predicted model, not a curated record. Gene Ontology annotation, cellular component: cytosol. Lineage: Eukaryota; Metazoa; Chordata; Aves; Charadriiformes; Scolopacidae. The coding region runs from base 136 to 1488 and encodes 450 amino acids. The transcript has 14 exons.
CAGGGGGUGGGGAAAUGGUGACAGCUCUCCAGGAAGCCGCCGCCGGCACCGGGAGACACCGAGGGGCGGCAGCCUGCUGGGUGGCAGCUUCCAGCCGCCUCCGCCACGGCGAAGCCAGCCCCGUCGGAGGCCUCCAUGGGCUCCCCGCAGCGCCCGCCGCUCGCCCACGUCUUCAGGGGGACCUUCGUGCACUCCAGCGCCUCUGCGCCCAUGGAGAUCCUCCACGGACACCUGCUGGGGGUGGACGAGAGCGGGACGAUUGUGUUUUUGGAAAAAACUGAUCAGCAAGAGCAGCUGGCUAAGAAGUGGGGUUUCAAAGCGUCUGACAUAAGAGAACUGAGUAACCAUGAAUUCUUCAUGCCAGGAAUGGUUGAUACACACAUUCAUGCCCCUCAGUAUUCAUUUACUGGCACAAGAGUAGAUCUACCUCUUAUGCAGUGGUUGACUACCUACACAUUCCCAACAGAAGCCAAAUACAAAGACAGCGAUUUUGCAGAGGAAGUGUACACCAGGGUUGUUAGACGAACUCUAAAGAAUGGAACGACUACAGCUUGCUACUUUGCAACAAUUUACACAGACACUUCUCUUCUUCUUGCUGAAAUUAUAGAUAAAUUUGGUCAACGAGCAUUUGUUGGAAAAGUCUGCAUGGAUAUGAAUGACAGCGUGCCACGAUACAAAGAGAUUACUGCUGACUCUGUCCAAGAGACAGAAAGGUUUGUUAAAGAACUACUGGAAAGGAAAUAUCCAAGGGUACAGCCUGUAAUAACCCCCCGCUUUGGCCCUUCCUGCACAGAGGAUUUGCUGUCUGCACUUGGAGAUUUAGCACAGGCUCGUGAUCUCCAUGUACAGAGUCACAUAAGUGAGAAUGAAGAAGAACUCAAACUUGUGGAAAACAUGUUUCCUGCCUACCAGAAUUACACUGAAUUGUAUGACAAAAACAAGCUGCUUACCAGCAAGACAGUGAUGGCUCAUGCCUGUUAUCUUUCCGAAGAAGAGCUGAAACUUUUUAGUCUUCGUGGAGCUGCAAUUUCACAUUGUCCCAAUUCUAAUUUUUCGUUGCGCAGCGGUGUCUUGAACGUGCAAAAGGUUCUGAAACACAAUGUAAAGCUUGGACUUGGCACAGAUGUUGCAGGUGGAUAUUCGGCUUCUAUGCUUGAUGCCAUCAGGAAAACAAUGAUGGCAUCCAAUAGCCUCCAGAUCAACAAAGUGAAUGAAACAGGACUAACUCUUGAAGAAGCUUUUCAACUAGCCACUCUAGGAGGAAGCCAAGCUCUAGGAUUAGACGACGUGAUUGGAAACUUUGAGGUCGGCAAAGAAUUCGAUGCACUGCUAAUCAACACGAAGGCUUCAGACAGCCCCUUUGACUUAUUCUCUGCUGAUAAUUUUGAGGACACUCUGCAGAAGUUCCUGUAUCUAGGUGAUGAUCGGAAUAUUUCUGAAGUGUAUGUGGCUGGAAAGCAAGUGGUACCUUUUUCAAGUUCAGUAUAAAUCGAUUUCCCUUUUGCAAAAUGCUCUGCUAAUCAUUCUGCAUCUGAUUUGGAAGAUUGAUUGAACACAGUGCCUGAUCAUCAGGAAUGACACCUCAUUUUUGUUCAAUGUUUUAAAACUUGCAAACAUUAGAGAUUUUGUUAGACCUGUCAAGAAUUACUUUACCAAAAUUGUCACAGUUCUAGAGCAAUGAGAUAUUUUCCUCUGUAAAAAUAGCAUGUGUGCAUUGAUAAGGGAUUAAUUAAAAAGGACACCUGCGGUUCCUUUUAAUAAUACUAUAGGAAGCAUUAUGAAAGCUAUGAGACUCUCAUUGUCUAUAAUGCAUCUGAAUUUUUAAAAAGGCCAGUGCUAGUAAAUUGAUUUUGCAGAUAAUGGGUAUCACAAAAGAAUGCAAUUUUCCAUAAUAUUAUCAUCAAAUGUGGAAAAAUCAGUGAUGUUUUAGGGCACGUAGAACCUUUUCCAGUUUUCUUUUGGAGCUUAUUUUUUUAAAGUUAUUAUUUCAUUUAAAGCAUUAUUUUUCUUAAGAUAAAUUAGAUAAGAAGUGUGUAUUUAUAAAUAAAUAAGGGUCCUUAUUAUCAAAGAGUUCGGAUUUGUCGUUUGAGGUCAGACAAAAGUGAACCGGUGGAAGAACGGAGUAAGAAAUGGGGCGUGAGGCUGGGAGAGCAGGCGGGCUGCAUUGCUCUGCCAUGCUGUCAGCUGAAACUGCCUUUCCACAGGUUUUUGUUCUCAGAUCUAGAAGUGGUCUGCCUCGUCUUCCACCGAUUCCAUUUAAUUACCUCCAGCUGAGCAACAGCUGAAUUAAAGUUGUGUUAAAUUAGAAGCAGGCACUAAAAUACCUGAGCAGACUACUCCGUGACAAACUAAUGAAGGAGGUUUUUCUGGGCUAGAGGGAGUGCUUCAUCUAGCUCAGCCUCCAGCAGACCCUUCCCAAGCUCAUUUGCUCCUGACUCUUCAGGCAGGAUGAUAGGAUGUCACUUCUCCCUUCUGUAAGGGAUGUGAGUGGGUUUAAAAAAAAUCCAAAAGAAAUGGGCCAUCUGUGUCGAUUGCCACCUUUGACUUGAGGUGGAAAUCAUCACUGGAAAAAGCAGCUCCGCUUUAACGUGGUCUUUUGCAUCUUUCAACGUGGCAACCAAAAUUGCAGCCCUGUACAAUUCCAGGUAAAAAAAUGUGCCCUUUUUGUUUUGGACAUCUGUGUGACUUCCUUUCCUAAAAAAUUAAUUCCCUUACUUUUGAUUAGAGACCAUUCUUUUUUGUGUGUGUGUGUGAGAUUAGUUUGAGGAAGAGGUUUUAUCUUGUUACUUUAUUACAUUUUUGCAACACAAAGGAUGUAAGCUUUAAUUUCAGUGUCAGUAGAGACAAUAUUGUAUUGAGUUACUAUAAACAUGUGUUGAGUAGGGUUUUAAGACCUGCUUCAAACUCCUUUGACUUCACUGAGCGUUGUUCCACACCCUCAUCUUGCUGCUUGGUGAUACAAAGGCAGAGGACUUCCCUCUGGUCGCAAAACAAGGGAGGUCACUGCACCAAAGUCUCACUUCAUGUCUACUUCUGAGAAGGUGCGCAGCCCAACGUCACUGAUAACUUUCUGCUUUUAAAAGCAUUUUUAGAUCUUAUGUACCCUUAUGGUUGCACGUACAUGAGACAGCAUAGUAUUAAGUGGAAGUGUAAAAGCUAGCUUAGGCACUUAAAGCAGUACAGUGUUUUCAGUGGUUUUUUUUUAUUUUUAUUUUUUUUUCUGAAGCUGAGUAGACCUUCUGAGCAGCAGGGGAUAUUGGCUCGCACUUGAGUGCAGCUACGUGGCUUGCUCAUGGAGAGCUAGCUCAGGUAUCUUCACAGGCCACCACACUGUGCCUUCUGCUUGCAGAGGUACAGCCUUCCUAUCCAUUAUGUUCAGUGAUUCCUAAGGCUUUAGGAGUCAAUAUUUAAGGAUUAAGAUUUCCACAUUCCAUCAGGGUGUUUUCUUAACCGUUCUGUUUUUCCUGUGUCCCAGUCACCUACACAGUAGCACACUUGCUUGGCAAAUACAAUCUUCAGCUCUUUAACUUGGUUUCCUGAUUCAGGGAAAAUUUUUCCUCAUGAAUUUUGACAUGAAUUAAAUUGACCAAAUUUCAUGUUCCAAAACCAAAGAUCUGUGAAACACCUGUUUUAACCCUCCCGUUACUGUUUGAAACUAUUUUUAGGGAGUUGCAUGAUUUUCAGCUUUGGCUUUCCUGCAAGAAUGUUUUCUGGAGUGGAGAAAGACUACGCAGCUUUGUGUACAAUGUAUGUGUUUGCCCUACUUCUCCACUUCCAGAGCUAUGAAUUAAAUCAGUGCUUCUAUUUUAGUGGUAGUCUUAACUGUCUCUGGCUUCAUUGUUUUCCCACUAUUUUGUAGUGUUGUUAAGAAUGGGAUUUAAGCAUUCCUUCUUAAAAGAUUUAUGGGUUGCGUAUUUGCAAACUGGGAAUACAGAAAAACCUUAACGAGUUCAACAUCAUACUCCUGGCCCAGUUACGAAGGGACUCCCUAGGAUAACUGCUGCCAGUGAGGAUUGUAUAUGAACAUUGGCUGCAUCACGAGCAGUUUGAUUCUUGCUAAAUUCUGGCGCAACGCAGGAACUUGGCCUUUUGAUUAUAGCUUCGCUAGUGUCUAGUACUCAGCCACUACCCAGACUUAGAAGCAGAGAAUCAACUUUUUAAGAAUCUCUGCUGGAGGAGGAGCUCUGCCAGCGGGUAGUGCUGUGCACUGCCUGCACCACCCUGCCGUGCCCCAGACUGGGAGAGCAAAGACCAAGAUGAGCAGCAUCACACUAAAUGCUGAGAUGAUUAGGGGUAAAGGAAAGAAGCCUGAAUUUGAUGUGAGAGGAAGUCUCAUAUAAAUAAACUGGUAGGUACUUUCAACAGCAGCAUCUUAAGUAGAAUUGAAUGGAAAAGGGCUGUAAUGGCAGAAGAAAAAAAAAGUUGAAGUGUGGUCCUCUGAGGUAGUCCCAAAAGCCUGUUUUGCUGAAAGAUGGCUUAAGCCCAAAAAUUUUAAGGUUUUAGGAUAUACAGAGGAUAUAGUAGCCACAAUUCACUGAAGCAACUUUGGGAAAGUCCCUGAGGAUCCCAUUGGGAAGUUUCAAUCCUUGGGACUCUCUGGCUAUGUGUAGAUUGCCAAGAUACUUGGUGUAGUAGGGGAGGAUCAGUCAAUGAAAGCUGAGACUCAUACAUCUACACUCUAUGUGGUUUAAGACUACGUACAGUCUUUUUGCUUAGAUAAGUGUUCCCACUGCAUAUGCAGUUUGAGGCAGGCCAAAUAAUUGGUUCAGACUCGUAAUAUCUCUUUUAGAGGCUGGAGUACAUUUGUCAUGCAGCUGGGCCUGCAGUGUGAUUUCCUCCAAAAUAAACUUAAUCCUUUCGUAUCAAAACCACCUCGCAAACUGAACCAAGGUUCAAUAAGAGAGGAUGAUUGGGAAUUCACUUUGGAACAGCACCAAUGUCACAAACCAAAAUGCUAAUGAAGGCUAGGACUUGGACUAUUCCCCCUCCAUCCUCAUUGUCAUAGAACUUAGUGGCUGAAGACAAAUUAAAGCAACCUCCAUCCCUCUUUCUCUUGCUUCAAAAAAAAAAAAGGCAAAAAAAUAAAAAAGCAAAAAAAAGUACAACAAACAGAAAGCAAACAUAAAAGUUAGCCAGCCAGACACUAAGGGGAGAUGAGUAAGUGGAAGAAAAGAAAGGGAUAAUUUUCAAUCAGUAUCAAUUGACACAGUGCUACUGACCUAAGAUAAAACCUCUGGAAAAAUGUAUGUGCAGUUCUUUCCAGAUGUCACUCCCCAUUAGUUCUUUUGCCAGAAUGUGGAUGGCAUCUUUGUUUCUUAAUGUGUCUUUCUGUUCAAUGUUAGCACACCAUUCAGACAAAGAAAAAAAAAAAGGGUAGUUUGUGGAAAGCUUGCUUGUUGGGAUAAUAUGCUUAAUGUGUUCUAUGUUCAGAUGAGCACUUAUUUAUUAUAAAUGGAAUGUAUUUGAAUUACUGUUAUUUGUUGAUCUCAUUGUGUCACUUUAGGUUUUGAUUAUUAAUGAAAUGCUAGUAAGUAUCACUUAUGCAUUAUGCAGCGUUAUUUGAAUUAUUCAUGUGUGGCAAGUGGAGUUCUGCACUUUAAAUUGUUGCCUUGGCCUCAUGUUUAUAUUUAUUCUGUGGUUUUUGUGCAAUCAGAAAGCUUUGUAGGAGAAAAAAAAUGUGUAUUUGUUCACUGAACUGAACAUUUUCAGUAUUGUAAGUGGACUUCCUGUUAGAAAAAGAAAUGUUAAAAUGACCCUGUUUAAAACUCUGCCUGAUUAUACACUCAUGAAAGAAAAAAUUAUAAUGGUUUUAUAAAAGCUGACAUGAAUAGUAAUGUUUUAAUUUAAAAAUAUUUACAAAGAAAUAGAUAUUUUUUUAUUUUAAUCAUGAUUAUGCAAUGCAAAUUAGCAAAAGGUAAUAGUUCUUGCUAAAUACCUACUGUUCUACUGAGCAAAGGAGAAUGUAACUAUUCUUGAGUACACAUUUGAAAAGAAUACACGUCUUGAAAAAUGAAAAGCCCAAGCUCUUUUAAAGAAUAUCUCAGUUUUAAAAAGAAAAGAUAUUGACAACAUUGCUCAGACAAGCUGUUUAAAAAUGUUUUAAGCAUUUCCAGGAACAAUCCAUAACAGAUGAUAAGGCAGACAGCUUUUAAAAUACUGGAUUUAUAUGAAUAAACAGACUGCCUUAUCUGCAGUCCUGUAUGUAGCAGUGGUCAACUCAUGUCUAAAGUGAUAGUGUACAUGUAGAAGGUAUUUUUAAAAAAACCCAAGGGAUUUUGAAAAUUUGAGAAAGGACUGGGGAAAAAAAGAAUUUGAGAAGAGAUUUGAAAAGGGUGAUAGCAGAAUACAAAAUAAUGCAAAGUAGAAAGAAGCUAGAUCACAGGAACUCAUAAAAGCAAGAUCACAUUAGUGAAGUUUUAUGGGGAAAAUGCUCAGAUAAGAAGAUACCUUUUCAGGCAAUGUUCUGUUAAAUCAUGGAUCUUGCUCCUUCUGAUGGUCACUGAGGCUCAACAACUGAGCAGAUUUACUUACAUGCUUAAUAAUACAAGCCCAAAUAAUUGUAGUUAAUUGUAGCAUAAUUAUACAACACUUUUCAACCUCUCAACCUCUACUUCAAGUUUUAAAUCAAAAUUGCCUGUAACAACUCCAGAAGAAAUGCAAUGAAAGGGCAUGUUAUGCUUUACCUCCAUGUGUGAUUUGAAAUAUUUGGCAUUGGCCAGGUCAGAGACUGAACUAGUCUGGUCCAAGGGAAGAAUCUCUGCUCCUGCAUGCCCCAAACAUCAUCCCCUGUCAUGUGCCUGGUGGUGCAGUGAUGACUGAGUCCAAGACAGGCAGACAGGCAUCUGGUGUGACUAGAGUAAGUAAGAACAAGCUGUUUUAAAAAUCAGAUUGUUUUGAAGUUAAGCACAUUGCGGAGAGCACAGCAUGCUUUAAAUUACACGAGGUUAUACCUAGUCGUGAAUUUCUAGGUACUAGGAACUUUGGCUUAAAGUUGGGGUGUUUUUUUAAGCACUUGUACUGUAUGUGCAAUAGCUCAUGCUUUUCUCCACAGAGAAGCCAGCAAAUGACAUCUAGAAGGCUCUCUGUACCAAAACCAACAACAAAAACAAUUCUUGAGAAGUCAAAGGGACAUCAGCAACACCAACAACAGUCUGUUGUGUAAAGUUAAUAGGACUGUUAGUUUUUCUCAAAAGGCUGAGCAAUGUUUUUGGAGGGCAGUUUCCUGGAAAUUUCAGUGGAAAUUCUUUCUUGGAAAAUGCCCUGAAUCGGAGUGUGCUCCAACCAAUGAGGUCCCCUGUGGCUUCUACGGAGGCAGUCAGUUCUGUGGACUGAAUGCAAUAAUCAUGCCUAGAGUCACACUUUCCUCCCCUGGUCAGGACUCAGACAUGUGUAUUCGCUUCAAUUCUGGCUUUAGUUUGUGGUUUCUUGUACACUUGGGUUUAGUUUGAAAAGAACUAUGCUGAAUGAGUGGAGUUGAGAGAAGAAUGAGCCCUAAAGGCAACCUUAUACCCCCCCUCCUAAUGUUUAAUCUCAAAAGUUUUGUCCCGUCAGGUAGAUAUUGUUAUAUUUACACAUCUCUUAGACUCAGUGGUUUGGCUUAGUGAGUUGAGUCAGCCGGUAACAAUUAAACCCAGCCAAGACCAGGACGUAAACUGUGAGCAGCUGACAAAAACGUAAAAAUGUUUUACCUUGAUCUGCACUUAAGUCAGUCACCAAAGGCUUUGCUUAGCCAAGUGCUCCUAGGCGCAAUUAGAUACAAAAACUCCCUGGAGAUAAGCCUUCAGUAGAAGGGGCCAGUGUUAGUGACAACUGAAGGUUUUGAUCUCUGUGUCCCGUCUGGCCUUGUGGCUUCAGAGCUGGGUUGUGUUACUUUAACAGCUUUUGCUGAUUAAGCUCCUAAAAAGCAGUUGCACAAACUCCUUAGCUGAGGAAGUUCGCAGACCUUGCUUCAAGAUGAACCUUCUUUCCCCAAAGGAGAGUUCACAUCUCACUGUAGCAAGCUUUUCUGAUUCUGAUCCUUGGUUUUGUCUGCUCAUUGCCUGUUGUGCAUAGGCUCUGGUUCUUUCGUUUGUGAAAAAUGCCUAACUGGAGUUAAUGUUGUUGAAUUUAUCUUUCCUGUUGUACUCGUAUAGUUUCAAGAAAGAGCGAUGUAUUAGGAAAAAUGGUAUAUGCGAUUUCCACUGUUCUGCUUGGUUUUGAUCAAUGCUAAAUGGGAAGUCAUGUACUGUUGAAACAAAAUAAAGAGGCCUUGUGUUUACACCAA